AUGUAUUCUGAUUUAGAAUGUGAUUAUAUUAAUCCAAUUGAAUUAUGUAACAAAUUAAAUCCAUGGUUCAUCCCAGAAGCUGGUUUACAUGCUUUUAUUACUGCAUUAUUCUUGGUUAAUGGAUACUGGUUUGUCUUUUUAUUGAAUUUGCCAUUACUUGCAUUUAACGUCAACAAAUUUUUAAAUAAGAAUCACUUGUUGGAUGCGACAGAAAUUUUCAGAACUUUAUCUAAGCAUAAGAAGGAAUCAUUCAUCAAGUUAGGUUUCCACUUAUUGAUGUUCUUCUUCUUCUUAUACAGAAUGAUUAUGGCUUUAAUUGCUGAUGAUAGCUAA
Molecule: messenger RNA, 333 nt
Organism: Debaryomyces tyrocola
Lineage: Eukaryota; Fungi; Ascomycota; Pichiomycetes; Serinales; Debaryomycetaceae
Source: the annotation of a GenBank genome assembly